CGUUUGCGCGCGCGGUUGUCGGAACGUGUCCCGAAAAAAGUUGAAAAACCGAGACAUAAAACCUAUUGAGGCUUUGACAGGCGCUUUUCCUUCAGUCGAAAGGACCACCACGCGCAGUUUGAAAAGUGAGAAACGUGCUGAGAUCUUUGCAUUCGAAAGAAACACACGCUUGAUCUUCAGCUGAACUUUAUAAGAAGAGGAAGGAGAGUUCAGCAGCUGAAACUAGGACAGGCAACCUCACCAGUUCGGGAGAUUUUUCUCAGCAACUGAAGAUUCACUGAUCACCUCAGCCAAGGAUGGAGUUGCAAAACGUGUUAAGGCGCCACAGCCACCUGCUCCUCCUACUACUGCUGCCACUUGUCAGCUUAUGUCCAACUGCAUUGGCACUCAAUCGACAGGCGGAUGCUGGCCGGGAUUUGGAUGUGGCAGCACAGCUGGCGGAUGCGGAGGCCCAGGCAAGGUCGGACUACGAAGCGGACUCCUCUGACACGCCGCAUAUACGAAAGAAGCGUCUCAUCUGGAUCACGGAUGAUGGACGAUUGGCCCUGCCGCCGGGCACUUCGCUGACUUUUGUUCCAACCAUUGCCAUGCCCCUGGUGCGCCAUCCGCCCGAGGGAUUCUUCUCUAACCUGACUAUCAGCUUUCCCGUCACCAUUGACUUCGACAAGCUGGGACUAACGGACAACCAGAAUCCUCUGGGGGAUUUGCCGCCGCUAUUCGCCCGCUCUUUUGGCCACGAGGCAGGUCACAUGGUGGGUGAAUACGUGGCCCGGUAUCUGCAUGUCCAGCGCAGGAAGAGGGACCUCAGCGAGCAGCGCAGCAGGAGCGACGAGGACCAUCCGUUUAAGGUGCACGAGGAGGGACCGAAGUUUCCGGAACUUCCCUCCGGAUUGCAGCAUAUUUUCCAUGGCGGGGAGAGGGUUUUGCUGUACGGCGUGGUGGAGGACUUCCUGUCCACCUUCGGCAUGGAUGGCAAGGCCUGUUUGCUGAGGACCAUCUGCGAGAUGCACUCGCGGAGUCUGGAGAAAUUCGGUGUCUUUGGUGAAAUGACCAAGCUGUUUUUAACGGUCACAAAGUCCCCAUUUUCCGACCUGGUCCCCGAUUACGUUCAAGCUCAGGAGGUGGGCGAGGGAAAGCAGGCCCCAGGCGAGUGUUUUCCCUACUUCAAGGACUGCCCGAAGAGCAUCUUCAAGGCCUUGUCCAGCAAAUAUAGCAAGCCAGCUCCUGCGGCCAAGACGAAAAGGACAAAACCCACGGACAGACCCGUGGGCGAGUAUCAUGAGGAGCAGGUGAUCCAGCUGCCCAGCACGCGGGAGCGGGACAACGAUGUGUAUAUGUAGAAGCACUCCAUCCGCCCAAGCGAACUCCCAUUGUUGACCUCGUCUAGUUGUUAGGAUUAUGAUUGAAUUGAGCGCGCCCUCAAAGUCACUUGCUUGUAAUUAACGUGUACUAAUUAAUUUAUUAUUAUUUAUUUUAUUUACGCUUUGUAUUUAUUGUUAGUCGUAGGCGUUGUUAACUGCUUAGUUUUGUAUCUCUGUUUGCCUAGUGGUCUGUAAAUAAUUGAAUUGUGGCAUAAUCCCCUCCAAUCUCAGUGAAGUUACUUCUCACUAUUCCAACCAAUGAAACCUUGUCCAAUAAAUAUACAAAUAAUUCCGA
Molecule: messenger RNA, 1656 nt
Organism: Drosophila elegans
Lineage: Eukaryota; Metazoa; Arthropoda; Insecta; Diptera; Drosophilidae
Exons: 4
Coding region: 297-1340 (347 amino acids)
Source: RefSeq, a predicted model, not a curated record